Messenger RNA from Talaromyces proteolyticus, 1039 nucleotides. Its product is annotated as magnesium transporter. Bases 326 to 718 code for a protein of 130 amino acids. Lineage: Eukaryota; Fungi; Ascomycota; Eurotiomycetes; Eurotiales; Trichocomaceae. Gene Ontology annotation, biological process: protein folding in endoplasmic reticulum. Gene Ontology annotation, cellular component: EMC complex. The record is from RefSeq and is a predicted model, not a curated record. The transcript is spliced from 3 exons.
UCGAUCACGAAACAGACCAGCUCUGUAAACCUGGUAAAUGUAAUGCAUGAAUAUGCGGUUCUCUUAGAUCGUGUUAUUUUGUAGCACAACACGGACCCGCCGUUUUAUGGUAGCUCGGUGGAUUGCCGGCGGGAGCUCGAACUUCCAACACUCACCUCUUAAUAAAAUCACACUCGGGCUUCAUAUUAUCCGGGCUUCAUAUUAUCAAACCCACAUACGCCCUUCCAACUCCAACAAUAACUUUACUCCCGAGGAUUAUGACUUGAUGUGACAUUAUCACAAUUUCAUCUUAAUCCAACCCAAACCCCCACAACCACCUUUCACAAUGGGCUUUAUUUCACGAGUCGUCACCUUCUUCGGCCUCAUCCUGCUAGCGCAUGCAGGCUACUCCGCCCACGAACACACCACCCUCUACAGCAACGUCGCACAUUCAUCUACGGUAUCGACCACUAGCCCCCUCGGCGUCCUACCUCUCGACAUUACGAUCGAGGCAUUGCUAUCUGUGGUAGUGGUGUCAAUUGGGCUGGUUUUGGGGACUGAGAAGUUGAAGCCGAUUACGCACAGCGCUUGGGCUGGUCAGAUUGAGCGCGAGGGCGGAGGGAGGAAUCCAUACAGGAAUUUGGAGGAAAGGGCUGGGUUUUGGGACGUUAGAAAAAGUCGGAAGGAAUUUGCGGAUUGGAUGCGCGCGGACGGUCAGAAUGCGGUUAAGAAGUCAUAGGCGAAGGGGUUUGUUGUAUUGAAGUAAAUUUAUUGGGUUGGGGGUAUCAGUAGAUUUAAUUCAUUGGGUCAACUGGUGUAUUGGCAGUUGAAGAGUGCCGACGUUCUAUAUGCAAACUAUGGCAACUCAGUCCAAAUUAUUGGCUCAAGCGACGUUAAUUUGGUUCUAGAUGAAUCAUCACUAGCAAAUUCAGAACGCCUCGAUCUAGACAAUUUCACUGCUGUCAAGUACAUAUUAUUCUGCCUAGUCUUGAGAUUCAAUAUCGAUAUUGCUCUAGUUCUUGGAGGUACGAACAUAAAUUCAUCCGAUUAAUGUUACAGC